This is a messenger RNA of Dermacentor andersoni, 1263 nucleotides long. NCBI's taxonomy places the organism in Eukaryota, Metazoa, Arthropoda, Arachnida, Ixodida, Ixodidae. The record is from RefSeq and is a predicted model, not a curated record.
AUGAUACCUACCACGCAUCACCGGACGUGCAUUGAUGUGAUUCUAGUCAAGAACCUCUCGAGGGUGGCAGUUGAACCACUGAGGACCAUCCUGAGCAUCGUGCCUGCGCCCGUAAGUCCGGAAGCGCUGGUGUUCGCGGCACGCGGCCACCGCUGGAAGUUCCUGAGAGGAUCAGUCAGUCCGGCAUUCACGACGAGCAAGCUGGCGCAAGCGUUCAAGGUCUUUGAAACCUCCAGCCAGGAAUUGGCGGACAUUAUCGGGAAGCAAAGUGCUGUCGACAAAUCAGUGGACGCAAUGCUGCUGUUGCGGCGAUACGCCUUGGACACGAUUCUCAAGGCCGGCUUCGGCGUCGACAUGGGCGUGCAGAAAGCCGAACCAGGUGGAUUUUGGGACAAGCUCGCCAUUGAAAGUUCCCGGCUGUUGGAUUCACUCGGACUGCGAGGAAUCACGCUAAUAGCAAGCAAUCAAGUUCACAACCGCCUAUCUAGAUUAGAGAUAUUGUUCAAUGCGGUCGUUUACGUCUCUGCCGGGUUAGACAGCACGGUUCACGCAGUCGUCUGUGCUCUGUACUCCGUGGCCACGCAUAUGGACAUUCAGGAAAGGCUGAGGAAAGAAAUUCACGCCGCGCUCAAGGAGGAGGGUCAGCUCACCUAUCACGCUGUCGGACGAAUGAAAUACCUCGACAUGGUGAUCAAGGAAUCCAUGCGCCUGUAUUCUCAAAACGUUGGGUUUGUUGCAAGACGUGCGGUUUCCGACUACACCUACAAAGACCUUUUAAUACCAAAAGGUAUGAGCAUAGUAGCUGCUACGAGCUGCCUCAACGUAGACCCAGAUAUAUGGAGUGAUCCAACUGUGUUUGACCCCGAGAGUAACUUUUUUUUCUUUUUUAUCUUCUUCUGCUUUAACAAAAGAUUUAGCGAUGAGAACAAGGCUGGCAUCAACCCCAUUUCUUACCUGGCUUUCGGAAGCGGUCCACGCAACUGUGUGGGCCGUGCGUUCGCCACACUCAACGUCAAAACAGUCAUCGCCACGUUACUUUCAAGAUACCGAGUACGUAUGGACGAAGAGCGUCACAAGGUAAGCGGCAUGCAUUCCGACAUAUACUUAAGGCUGGAUUCGGUAUUGCGGCUUCGUUUUGUUACGGCUAACUUCACAUUAGGUGAUGGGCAUUUCAAUCAAGUUCGCAGAUGUUUACCAAAAGGGAAAGCCAGUGACGAAGACGGAUAGCGUUAAGUUACAAGCAGCUGACAGAUUCUCUCGAGA